Messenger RNA from Coturnix japonica (Japanese quail), 4171 nucleotides. RefSeq names its product mitogen-activated protein kinase 6 (gene MAPK6). The record is from RefSeq and is a predicted model, not a curated record. Gene Ontology annotation, molecular function: MAP kinase activity; ATP binding. NCBI's taxonomy places the organism in Eukaryota, Metazoa, Chordata, Aves, Galliformes, Phasianidae. Gene Ontology annotation, biological process: protein phosphorylation.
UCGCAGCUAUUCCUGACUUGCAUUUUCUGGUCGACCUUCUCACUUGUUCUGUAUGACUUUUUAAACAUCAUUUUGUUAGUUCUGGUGUGGUGUCGUUAUAAUUGGUUUCGCUCUGUUCUUUCUGCUUAAAUAUUAAUGAUACUGAGGAAGUCAAAAGAUAGCUUCAAUAAUGGUUGCCACGGAGUAAGAUGGAUGGUAGCUUUGAUUGUGAUUGUGGUGAGCUGGAGCCACCUGAUCAUUAACAGAAGGCAUCUUUUGUAAAUCAAGAGCUGCCAGUUUCCUGUUUAACCAGACUGUAAACAAAGGAGAGGAAAAAGGAGGAAGAAGAAAAAAUAGUGCUUACCAGCACCGUAGAAUGACGCUGCUCAGGACCAGUCCAACACUGAAUGUAUCUGCACUGUGAGGAGGAGGAUGUUAAUAGAAGCCUAUUAUGUGCAUAUUUAUUCACAUUUUUGUUAAAUGUUAACCAGUUUAGCACAGUAGAGCUGAGUGCAUAGUAUGUCAUUUCAUUCCGUUUGAGUUUCUUGUGAGUAUUUUCUUUAAUGUCUGCAGAAAUGCUGCACCUUUCUUGAACUAUGAAUGCUGCAAUCUUUCUAUCUUAUGCUCGGUUUGAGUUCUAGAGCUGACGGGCUCUAAAUUCAAGGGGACACAACAGGCCUGGCUGGCUCAUAAUGAAAUGAGAGUGUCAAGAAACCAUCUUGCAGUCGAAGCCAAGUGUUUCUUCUCCCUUUCCGUAAGACCUUUCCUUCAGAUUCCAGUGGAAGUGUCUCCGUGUGUUUACAGAAGCUUAGUAGUUUGAGGAAAAAGAAAACGUAAAGAAUUUUAAAAUGGCAGAGAAAUUUGAAAGUCUCAUGAACAUUCAUGGUUUUGAUCUGGGCUCUCGGUAUAUGGACUUAAAACCACUGGGCUGUGGUGGAAAUGGCUUAGUUUUUUCUGCUGUCGACAAUGACUGUGACAAGAGAGUGGCUGUCAAGAAAAUUGUCCUUACGGAUCCCCAGAGUGUGAAACAUGCUCUACGUGAGAUCAAAAUUAUUCGAAGACUUGACCACGAUAACAUUGUCAAAGUAUUUGAAAUCCUUGGUCCUAGUGGAAGCCAGUUAACAGAUGAUGUGGGCUCCCUGACAGAGCUGAACUGUGUUUACAUUGUCCAGGAAUACAUGGAGACGGAUCUGGCUAAUCUGCUAGAGCAAGGCCCUUUACUGGAAGAUCAUGCCAGACUUUUCAUGUACCAGCUGCUACGUGGGCUCAAGUAUAUCCACUCUGCAAAUGUUCUGCAUAGAGAUCUCAAACCAGCUAACCUUUUCAUUAAUACCGAAGACUUGGUGCUGAAGAUUGGGGACUUUGGUCUUGCACGAAUCAUGGAUCCUCAUUAUUCCCACAAGGGCCAUCUUUCUGAAGGAUUGGUAACUAAAUGGUACAGAUCACCCCGGCUUUUACUUUCUCCUAACAACUACACUAAAGCCAUUGACAUGUGGGCUGCAGGUUGCAUCUUUGCUGAAAUGCUGACUGGGAAAACCCUCUUUGCAGGUGCGCAUGAACUUGAACAGAUGCAGUUGAUUCUAGAAUCAAUUCCUGUUGUACAUGAGGAGGACCGUCAGGAGCUUCUCAAUGUAAUUCCAGUUUACAUUAGAAAUGAUAUGACUGAGCCACACAAACCUUUAACUCAGUUGCUUCCAGGCAUCAGUCCUGAAGCACUGGACUUUCUAGAGCAAAUUCUGACAUUUAGUCCCAUGGAUCGAUUGACAGCAGAAGAAGCUUUGUCCCAUCCUUACAUGAGCAUUUAUUCCUUUCCAACGGAUGAGCCUAUUUCAAGUCAUCCUUUUCACAUUGAAGACGAGGUUGAUGAUAUUCUGCUGAUGGAUGAAAGUCACAGCCAUAUAUAUAAUUGGGAAAGAUACCAUGAAAGUCAGUUUUCAGACCAUGACUGGCCUAUUCAUAAUAACUAUGAAGCUGAUGAAGUUCAGCGUGAUCCAAGGGCUCUUUCUGAUGUUACUGAUGAGGAAGAAGUGCAAGUAGAUCCUCGCAAAUAUUUGGAUGGAGAUCGUGAAAAGUAUCUGGAGGAUCCUGCUUUUGACACCCACUUCUCUACUGAGCCUUGCUGGCAGUAUUCAGAUCACCACGAAAACAAAUACUGUGAUCUGGAAUGUAGUCACACUUGUAAUUACAAAAUGAGGUCAUCUUCAUACCUAGAUAAUUUAGUUUGGCGAGACAGUGAAGUUAACCAUUACUAUGAGCCCAAGCUUAUUAUAGAUCUUUCAAACUGGAAGGAACAGAGCAAAGAAAAGUCUGAUAAGAAAGGCAAGUCUAAAUGUGAAAAGAAUGGAUUGGUGAAAGCCCAGAUAGCACUUGAGGAAGCAUCACAGCAACUCGUUGAAAAAGAAAGGGAGAAGAAUCAAGGAUUUGACUUUGAUUCGUUUAUAGCAGAAACCAUUCAGCUUAGUUUACAACACGAGCCUACUGACGUUGAUAAAUUAAAUGACUUGAAUAGCUCGGUGUCUCAGAUGGAGUCGAAAGGUUUAAUAUCGAAGUCGGUAAGCAGAGAGAAGCAGGAGAAGGGAAUGGCUAACUUGGCACAGUUAGGAGCUCUGUACCAAACUUCUUGGGACAGUCAGUUUGUAAGUAAUGGGGAGGAGUGCUUCCUCAUAGACCAGUUCUGUUGUGAGGUGAGGAAAGAUGAACAAGUUGAAAAAGAAAAUACUUACACCAGUUAUUUGGACAAAUUUUUUAGUAAGAAAGAAGAUGCUGAAAUGCUAGAACCUGAGCCAGUAGAAGAGGGGAAGCUUGGGGAGAAGGAGAGAGGGGAGAGCUUUCUCAGUAACAGUGGAGAACUCCUGUUCAACAAGCAGCUUGAGGCUAUAGGUAUUCCUCAGUUUCAUAGCCCCGUUGGUUCGCCACUGAAAUCCAUCCAGGCCACGCUAACGCCUUCCGCUAUGAAAUCAUCUCCCCAGAUUCCCCACAAAACGUACAGCAGCAUUCUGAAACACCUAAAUUAAAACACUCAGCAGACAUUUCUUUUAUAUUCAUGAGCUGUGUUUGUCUUUUUUUAUUACUAGUGUAAGUAAUUUUUUUACUUGAAUCAGACGGUGUAAUUUUGGUAUGGAUUUCAUUAGCUUUCUGUUUACCAUUGUUUUUACGAUCCAGAAUUCCUUUCUAUACAUCAGUUAGCUUUGUUUUUAAACUGGCAUGUCGUUUGCACACAGAAUUAAAGAAUAGAGCAAAAUAAUGCAAAAUGCAGGAGGUAACAAAAAGUGCACUAAACCAAGUAAAGAAACAAAACCAUUCUCUCAGUAAAACAGUGUCCAUGUUUUGCAGGAAAAAAAAAAAAAGAACCUUGCCUUGAAAUGUACACAGUGAGACUGUACAGAAAUUGCAUGAGAAUAUCUAUUUUUUUUUUCCCAAUAGGUUGUUGUUUUAUUUUUUCCAGACGUGCAUCUUUGAGAGGGUUUCAUACUGUACACAUUUCUUAGACACAUGAUACCAGCAGCAACUGAAACGAAUGCAGAAUUUGGUACGCAUGUGUUAUCUACCUCAAGGUAACAGCAGUAUGUGGCAAAACGUUCACCACCCAUAGUGCUUCUCAUGCUGCACUUCUAUUUAGCCAGCAUUAUCGUAGUCGCUCUUCUUACUGAAAAUCAUUCGGUAUUUAUAAAUGUUCUGGUAUGCAUUCUUUAUAGUGAAGUGUUAAUAUGCAGCACUUUUAUUUAUUUUAGCAGAUAAGUCUAUUUCUGUAAUUAUAGAAAGGCAACUUAAUUUGGGAGUUACGUUUCAGAUACGAGUUUUUGUUUAGCACUAUGGUUUUAUUGCCUACAUAGCUGGAUAUAUAUCGACAUGGGCUUAUUCUGAGGCUAUCCAAUACAUUUUUUUUCUAGUUUUCAUUUCAAGUAAAGCACUCACUGUGUAUAGGAAUUUGUAAUUGGAGGUGCUUGAUCUCUACAAAAGAAAUUAGGAAUCGCUUUAUUAUAAAACGCUCCUAGAAGUCUUAAUUGUGUUCAUUUCUAAAACCUUUUGUAACGUUAGUUGUGUGCAUGGAAAUAAUUAAGGUACAACAUUACUGUAGGUUAAAGUUCUAUAUGGUGAGACAUUUUGUUUUUACUGUAUGUUUUUACUGAAUGAUUCCUGCCCCCUUCCCUCCCCCCCCCCCAAAGCAAGCAUGAAUUAAAAUUAGGUUAAA